AUGGCGUCGUCUCUUCGACCACCACAAUCUAAACCGAGACGACUGGAUCGUUCUUCGCCAUACUCCAUGUUGAGCAAUUCUGCAAAGCGCUCGUCACGACAAACGCAUAAUCGGAUUCGGCUUGUCAUUGCUCUUGUCGGGCUUGUCCUUGCUGGUUUGGUGUAUUGGACACCGUUGGAUAGUUGGCUAUCAGGCAAGUAG
This is a messenger RNA of Lichtheimia ornata, 201 nucleotides long. RefSeq lists its product as uncharacterized. Lineage: Eukaryota; Fungi; Mucoromycota; Mucoromycetes; Mucorales; Lichtheimiaceae. The transcript has a single exon. The coding region runs from base 1 to 201 and encodes 66 amino acids. The record is from RefSeq and is a predicted model, not a curated record.